GAGGCGAACUUCUUCUUUUCCUCAUAAAAAGUUGUUAUUUUCUCAGCAAGCUAGCUAGCUACCUCUAGGCUCUAGCAAAGACUCAGUUUGUGGUGGGUUCGAUUUUCUCUCAAGCUUUAAUUUGUUGUAUAGCAAAAGACUCGUUUGUUGCUCAUCCAUCUAAGAUAAAAAGAUCACAUGAAGCGAAAGCUAGUGAUGGAAGUGCAGAUGAAAUGCCCCAAAUGCAGGACUAAGGCACUCAAGAUAGCCGCACAAGCAGAUGGUGUAGAUUUCGUCGGGUUAGAAGGUGACGAGAAGAAUAAAGUGGUGGUGAUUGGAGUCGGAGUUGACGCCACCGUUUUGGCCAAGAAAUUGAGGAAAAAGGUUGGGCAUACCAACAUUAUCAGUCUUGCAGAUGUCAAGCCAAAUAAUUAAUUUAUAUAUAUAUAUAUAUAUAUAUAUAUAACAAUAUAAAUUUAAUUACCCCUCAAGACAUAAAAAUGAAGCUUUUGUAACAUAUGUAGAAUUCUGGUUUGAUGAUAUGAUAACGAAGAUUUUGUUCUAU
Cornus florida is the source of this 544-nucleotide messenger RNA. RefSeq names its product heavy metal-associated isoprenylated plant protein 47-like. The record is from RefSeq and is a predicted model, not a curated record. Lineage: Eukaryota; Viridiplantae; Streptophyta; Magnoliopsida; Cornales; Cornaceae. Bases 178 to 414 code for a protein of 78 amino acids. The transcript is spliced from 3 exons.